AUCAACGAGUACCGGAUGAAGUCCGUCAGCCAGAACGCGGGCACGGACGACGACUUUGUGCUUUUCUACAGUUUCAGUAAGCUUCCCGUUCUCUUUGGUUAAUCCUGCUGGUUCUGACUGCGUGAAUAACCACAGUUCUGGCGACUAUGGCGAUAAACGACGGCUUACUGCAGAUCAUCGCCGCGCUGCAGGAGAUCUACGGGGCCAUAGAGGAGGAGACCCUGUCGAUUUGAGUUUUGUUUACGUUUCCCGGGUAUCCGACAGAAAACAUAGCCUUUUACGCACUCGAACUUGCUGUUCCCGGCAGGCUUUGGGUCGCUGCCAGAUUAAAGCUUAGGCGACGUGGAAACAACACGAGCCCCUCGGCCUCUGAGCAUGUCGUCAUUUCUCCCUCCUUCCCCUCCCCCGCCCUUCCUCCCUCUUCCCACCCCACCACCAGUCUGCUCCCCAACCCAAGCAUGGCGCCAAUCAAAGUCGACUACUCGCUCUACCUCGUCACCGACCCGAACCUGGUCCCCGACGGCACGACCCUCGAGGAGCAGGUCGAGAAGGCCAUCAAGGGCGGCGUUACCAUCGUGCAGUUACGCGAGAAGGACGCCGAGACGAAGGAUUUCAUCGACCGCGCAAAGAAGAUCCACGAGAUGACCAAAGCCGCCGGGAUUCCGCUUCUGAUCAACGACCGGCUCGACGUGGCUCUGGCUAUCGACGCAGAGGGCGUCCAUAUCGGACAGGACGACAUUGAUGUCGCGACUGCCAGGAAACUCCUCGGCCCGGACAAGAUCAUCGGUCUCUCCGUCAACUACGUCUCCGAGGCCACAAAAGCCGUCGAAGACGGCGUCGACUACCUCGGCGUCGGCGCGGUCUACGACACCUCGACGAAGAUUCCCAAACAGCCACCGAUUGGAAUCUCGGGCCUGCGCAAGAUUCUGUCGUAUCUCUCCUCAGUUCACAGAUAUAUGCCUGCGGUUGCCAUCGGCUCGAUAAAUCUGCAGACUGCGAGAAACGUGCUGAAUUUGUCGGCAGUCCCCUCGCGCUCUCUGGACGGCAUCGCUGUCGUCUCGGCCAUCAUCGCGUCUCCUGACCCCGAGACCGUGUCGCGCGAGCUGCUCCAGAUCGUCAAAGAGCCCCCUUACUGGAUGAGCGUGGUCAAGGACCGCACGCCACCGGCCAUUAUCGCCGAUGUGCCGACGAUCAUUGCAAAAGUGCAAGAGACAACGCCGCUCGUGCACCAUCUGAUCAACCGGGUAGCCACCAACUUUGCCGCCAACGUGACGCUGGCUGUCGGCGCAAGCCCGGUCAUGUCGGAAAACAUUCCCGAGUUUGCCGACUUUUCGUCGAUCGAGAACGGCUCGCUCCUCGUCAACAUGGGCUUUGCGACCCCGGAGGCUGUCGAGAUGUAUCUCGCGGCAAUUACAGAGUAUAACCAGCGCUUACGUCCGGUGGUGUAUGACCCCGUUGCCGGUGGAGCGUCCACGCUGCGGAAAGAAGCUGUCAAGGCGCUCUUGAAUCGGUCGCAUUUUGAUAUCAUCAAGGGCAACGAGGGCGAGAUCUUUGCUGUCGCGGGGGAGAUGUCGCAUAUGCGGGGCGUCGAUAGCACUUCGAGCUCGAGUAUGGAGAAGAAGGUGCAUGUCGUCGAGGGUCUCGCUACAAAAGAAAAAACGAUUGUUGUUUUGACCGGACCGCAGGACAUUAUCUCCGACGGCAUCACAACCUUCGUCCUCUCCAACGGCCACGACUACCUCUCCAGCAUAACCGCAAGCGGCUGCGUUCUCGGCUCCAUUCUCACAGCAUGCCUAACCGUGUCCCUCGAAGACCGAUUCCUGGCCGCAGUCGCCGGUGUCCUGCUAUACACCAUCGCCGCCGAGAGAGCAGCUGCGCAACCGAGCGUUCGUGGACCGGGCACGUUUGUCCCCGCUUUAAUCGACGAGCUGUACUUGCUGCGCAAUAUGUGCGCAAAAGGUGACAGUAGCUGGCUUUCUGCGGCAAAGGUCGAGCGAUUCGUGCUCACGUCGUGAGAAGCACAUGCUACAUAUACAUUAUCUUCCAGUAUAAUAGGUUUUUGUAUUUAUUCCCACUACAUUAUUUCUUUGUCGCAUAUUAUUAUUUAGAUCUUACAUAGUUUUUCUUUUUCUUUUCUUUAUUCCGUCGCUGUCAGAGUCAGUCCUGUGGUGAACUUUUGCUUUUGUCUUGCGAAUAUAGGGCUAGUUUUUUUGUACACUCUUAUCUUUCUCUCGCUGGAGAGCAAUUUUCCUCUUUCUUCUUCCUCAUUAGAUUUUACUUUUCUGUGGUUAUAAAUAGGCAUGAAUGUUAAACAAUUAAAGGGUUAUCGGCAACUAUAAGUUUGUAAUAAGAUAAAAGAAUAGUUUAUUGAAGGAGCUACGC
Myxozyma melibiosi is the source of this 2382-nucleotide messenger RNA. Its product is annotated as Hydroxyethylthiazole kinase family-domain-containing protein. Gene Ontology annotation, cellular component: cytoplasm. NCBI's taxonomy places the organism in Eukaryota, Fungi, Ascomycota, Lipomycetes, Lipomycetales, Lipomycetaceae. The coding region runs from base 459 to 2015 and encodes 518 amino acids. Gene Ontology annotation, molecular function: magnesium ion binding; thiamine-phosphate diphosphorylase activity; hydroxyethylthiazole kinase activity. The record is from RefSeq and is a predicted model, not a curated record. The transcript is spliced from 3 exons. Gene Ontology annotation, biological process: thiamine biosynthetic process.